AUGGCACCAAUGCUGGGGAGUUGGGAUGGCACAGGCACCGCACAGCCACGAUCAGGGUCCAACGCUGCCUCCUCCGCCCCAAAGCGCAUCCUCUAUGUGGAUGCGUAUGAUUCAUUUUCCUACAAUGUGGUCGCCAUACUCGAGGAGACCCUGAACGUCAAAGUCACGGUGAUGACCAUCGAUUCGGAAUGGCCCAAUGGCAACAUGAAUGAAUUUCUCCGGUUUUACGAGGCCGUCGUGCUGGGCCCAGGGCCAGGAGAUCCUAACCUGUCAAAAGAUGUCGGCGUCAUGCGCGACAUUUGGAAUCUCCCUGACUCAGACUUGCUGCCAGUCUUCGGUAUCUGCUUGGGGUUCCAGAGUCUUUGUCUUCAUCACGGAGUCCCCAUUGAGCGGCUCCCGUAUCCACUGCAUGGUCAGGUACGUCAGAUAUCGACGGCCUCGACAGACGUCUUCGAAGGUCUCUCGGCGGUGGAGGUUACCCUGUAUCAUUCUUUAUACGCCAACGCCAGUGCGCCAGCUGAAUCAUCAGCAUCAGACUGUUUAGACCUUUUAGCUUGGUUAUCACUUGAUGAUGGCAGUGCCGCAAAAUCGCAAAUUCCUAUGGCGGUUCGCCAUCGGCAAAAGCCCUUUUGGGGUGUUCAAUUCCACCCUGAAUCAUGCAAGUCCCAAAGGGACGCUUGUCGAACGUUGCUCAGGAAUUGGUGGAGAAUGGUUCUCGGAUUCAACAAGAUCGCCAAUCGAGGAGGCUCUGGAAGUCUCCCGGAUGCUACCAUCAGUCCUCAUGAUCAUACAAGCUCGUUCCCAGAUGCUGCGUACGAAAUGUUGAGGUGGAGUGCAUCAACAUCGGCCUUCUCGGCAUUUCGAUCACUCGAGAGAUCCAGCCUGUCUGUUGAAACAAUAAGUGAGGCGCUGAACCAGCCAGGUGCCCCCACGGUUGUGUUUCAAUCCAAUGGACGUCACAGCAUCAUCUCCGUCCCGAGUCCUGGCUCUUGGAGGCUGGAAUACAGUGUGGAGCUGCAGAAUUUGACAUUAUACCAACUGCAUGAGAAAGGCCAAGUGGCUGAGGGUUGCCUUAGAGUGCCUCAGCUGUGGGACGCUCUGCGAUAUGUGAUGGAAAUGAAAAAGGUACAUUCCGGUCAUUCCCAGGUCCCCUUCUGGGGCGGAUUCCUGGGCUACUUUUCCUACGAACUGAGUCUUGCAUGUCUUCCUCAUCCCAAAGGAUCACCGCAAUCAUCCUAUGAACAUCCCACCACAAACCGCGCGCCACCAGAUACUUCCGCUGAAGAUCUACCGGAUGUCAGUUUAUUAUGGUGUGAAAGAAGUAUCAUUGUGGACAACAGCACUGGCAACAUUAUCAUCCAAUCCACCGCUGAACCUGACCACCGCCCUGCCGGCUGGUUGGAUGAGACAUUACAGUUACUACAAAAUCAUUCGAACAUCCCCAACGAAGAAGACUCUGAUAGGUCGUUUUUGGACUCAAUACUCCGCGAAGGGAAGAUCAGUUACCCUGAGGAAGGGAAUUAUAAAGAACAAAUCGACGCUUGCAAGGCGGAAUUGGAGGCCGGGGAAUCCUAUGAGCUGUGUUUGAGUUGCGAAACCUCUAUCAACUUACCAACCCCAACCACAAAAAAUGACCGCGCCGUGUUUCCAUGGAAGCUCUAUAAGCGACUCAAGAAAUAUAAUCCCGCUGCAUUCAGUGCCUUCGCCACUUUGGGCAACGUCAAGAUUCUCAGCAGCAGCCCGGAAUCCUUCCUCAGUUGGGAUCGUGAGUCGACUUUGGAGAUGAAACCGAUGAAAGGCACAGUCCGCAAAUCACCCGACAUGUCCAUGGAGAAGGCCAAAGAGAUUCUGGGUUCGACUAAGGAGAUGGCCGAGAAUCUAAUGAUCGCCGAUCUCAUCCGGCACGACCUGUACGGAAUCUGCGGGCCUGGAGGGGUUCACGUCGAGAAACUGCUUGAAGUCGAGGACCACGGCCGAGUAUUCUCGAUGAUCACCCAUGUCAAGGGCGAGGUCAGACCCGAUCGCCUUGGGGUCGCCGUGCGGCACAUGCCCCAGCUAAAAUCACCCAAUAUGGCCGUACACGGCCUCACGGCUCUUCAACGGUGCUUGCCUCCUGGCUCCAUGACAGGUGCCCCCAAGGAGCGCUCCUGCGUGCAUCUUAAACGGAUUGAAGCUCGGAAGCGCGGCAUCUACUCCGGAGUAAUGGGCUUCCUGGACCUUGGUGGAGGUGGGAGCUUUUCGGUCAUGAUUCGGAUGGCAUUCAGCUGCAGCGUCGACAACCGCGAUGAGAACUGCCGGCAGACCUGGCGGAUCGGCGCCGGCGGUGCCAUCACCACUCUCAGCACGACCGAGGGCGAGUGGGACGAGAUGUUGACCAAACUGCGCACGGUCUGCACAGUCUUCACGCCAACGACCUAA
Messenger RNA from Penicillium alfredii, 2418 nucleotides. It is a transcript of the gene pabA, whose product is annotated as aminodeoxychorismate synthase pabA. The coding region runs from base 1 to 2418 and encodes 805 amino acids. The transcript has a single exon. NCBI's taxonomy places the organism in Eukaryota, Fungi, Ascomycota, Eurotiomycetes, Eurotiales, Aspergillaceae. The record is from RefSeq and is a predicted model, not a curated record. Gene Ontology annotation, biological process: L-tryptophan biosynthetic process.